Messenger RNA from Plutella xylostella (diamondback moth), 4075 nucleotides. NCBI's taxonomy places the organism in Eukaryota, Metazoa, Arthropoda, Insecta, Lepidoptera, Plutellidae. The record is from RefSeq and is a predicted model, not a curated record.
GUUGCCGCCACGCGAACGCAAGAGGGCGCUUGUGUCGCCUUAAAAAAUAAAACAAUUCUCACAGGCAUUACAACCUAUUUCCUUUAACCACUAUCUUCUUUUUUCCACGCAUGGAUUGAGUCCGCCUUUUCCGUUCGAAUUUCAAAACGCUCACGCCUAAUUCCAACCAGCCAGUUAUACGUAAUGCGGUUGGAUUUAUAAUACGAACAGCUUUUUGUUCGCUCUCACCCGAAAUUCCUUUUGCCAAAACGCUUCCUUCCUCUGCGCUUUUCCUUUUUUAAAUGUUCAUUUUUAUUUUUUCCCCCGUGUUUAGAGGAAAUAUUGUAACGCCAGUGUUAUAGGCCUGUUGGGGAUUACGGAGCAGAAUGUGUUUUUUAUAUUGAUUGAAAUAAUUAUUGUCAAUUUGGAAUGCCUUUGCCGGGAUCUUAAGAUAUAAGAAUUCAUAUUGAACGCAAACCAUGGAAGGUUCGAGAGAAAGACUUCUUUACACGGAACGCAAUCGAAACUACGAGACUUACGACACGCGACGAUACAGACCACAGAGAUACGAAACCACCAGACACGACAGCAGAAACAGCAGACAAGAAGAAAGGUACAAGCCAAGACGCAAGAACGGCUAUGUUUACGAAGACAUUUACUCAGACUUCGACGAAGCUCAAGGCAGACUGUCGCUUUUCCGACCAAUCAGGCCAGAGUACCUCAAUCUACCGUCGAGCAUCGAAACCAAAUACAACUCCCUACCACGCAACUACCAACACUACGAAGACCGAAACAAUCGUAGAUACAAAAAAGAUUACUACGACUUCAGAAUUGAGACUGAAAGACGAAGGCCGCGGACUGAAAGGAAUUCUUAUGAGCCAUACAAAAGACAGCCGGAGCUGCGACGCAACUCCAAUGCUGAAGCUGAAGCCUAUAAACGAACCAGACCGGAAGCUAAAAACGUAGCAGUGUGCAAACCUAUACGUGUGCCUGAAAAGCCAGCCAAAUACUGGACCACAGAACCACCUAAAAGCGCACAAAAACAAAAGAGACUCGAUUCUGAGCCGAAGAAGAAUGUCAAAUUUUCCGAAGUGUCUGGCUUCAAUCGCAAAACUAUAGUUGAUGAUCCUAUUGUUGGUCGAAAAGUUGUACCAGUGAGAGAGUUAGAAGUCUCUCUUGACCAAAUGAUACAGAAUGGUUACUUUGACAAGUUGAAUAUUCCGAUAACUAAGCCGAAUGUGCCGGAUAAGCAGGAUAUAGUCAAGGAGGAGAAUUUUAAUGUUUACGGUAAUAUGGUGAAUGGUAAAGGGAAUGCGCCAAUGCCUAAUGGUAAAUGUGUGACGGAGAGAACCGUGGAGGCAACUGUCAUGUCUAGGAGGCCUCGGCAUCUUCCUCAGGUGAUAGCAGCUCUCGCGGUCUCGCUCGCUCCAUUCUCUGCCGGGCUCGGGAAGGGAUACAGCUCUCCUGCCAUAGCGUCUCUGCAGGGAACCAGCAACUCCACGCGAAGGGACUUCCAACUGUCGGAUCAGCAGGCCAGUUGGCUAGCCAGCUUGAGCUUCUUGGGAGCCCUAUUCGGCGGCAUGGCGGGCGGCGCGGCCAUGCGGCACGGGCGGCGCCGCGUGCUGGCGCUCGCCGCGGUCCCCUUCAGCCUCUCCUGGCUGCUCACCGUCCUGGCUGCGAGUGUGAAGGUCAUGUGCCUCACCAGCUUCUUAGGAGGGUUUUGCACGAGCAUACUGACUAUGUUGUCUCAGGUGUACAUCAGCGAGAUCUCAGUGCCAGACAUCCGCGGCUGCCUCAGCGCGGUCCUCAAGAUAGUCGGCCAUCUUGGAGUCCUCUUCAGCUUCACCAUAGGGGCGUAUUUGGACUGGCAACAACUGGCCCUGUGCAUAUCAGCCGCUCCUUUGCUACUCUUCUGUACUGUACUCUAUAUACCUGAAACGCCGAGCUAUCUGGUCUUGAGCGGGAGAGAUGAAGAGGCUUACCAAAGUCUUCUAUGGCUCAGAGGUCCUAACUCCGAUGUAUCUCAAGAAUUAGCAACGAUAAGGACCAAUGUGCUGGCCAGUCGGAACUUCAGUCAACGCCAGAGUUUGGCCUCCGGUAAUUUUUUGUCAGCUUUCGAUGCGCGAACGAUGAAUCGCCUGCUAGGUCCGAUAUUGGUUACAUGUGGGCUGAUGAUGUUUCAAAGGUUUUCUGGAGCUCACGCGUUCUCUUUUUAUGCUGUUCCGAUAUUCAGGAAGACUUUCGGUGGCAUGAACCCUCAUGGAGCAGCCAUAGCUGUCAGUUUUGUACAACUUCUGGCUUCAUGUCUUUCUGGCCUGCUUAUAGACACUGUUGGUAGACUGCCGUUGUUGAUCGUCAGCUCAGUGCUGAUGUCCAUGGCAUUGGCUGGGUUCGGUAGCUACGCCUACUAUGAAGAGGUACACAGAAACCAGAGAAUCCAGAAUGUGAUGUUCCAUCAGGCGUUGGGGCAGAACGACUGGAUUCCUCUUCUAUGCGUCCUUGUCUUCACUAUAGCGUUCUCUCUCGGUAUGAGUCCGAUAUCCUGGCUUCUGAUUGGCGAGUUGUUUCCUCUAGAAUACAGGGCAUUUGGAAGCGCUAUGGCUACAGCUUUCAGCUAUCUGUGUGCGUUUGUGGGUGUGAAGACCUUUGUGGAUUUCCAACAAGCGUUAGGCCUCCAUGGUGCGUUUUGGUUAUACGCGUCCAUAAGUGUUGGUGGAUUGUGUUUUGUCGUUUGCUGUGUGCCAGAGACCAAAGGUAAGGAUUUAGACGAAAUGGAUCCGAAUUAUGCUCAGAAUUUAUCGCCUAGGAGGUAAACUACGAUUGUAACCGAAUAGUAAUAGUAGGACUGAGGAUUGGUAGGAAAGUAGUGGUGAAGCGAAGAUGCAAUGACAAUAGUAGGCAAUAAUAGGGAUAGAUUUGUCAUUGAGUUAGGCGUGUGUUGAAGGCAUAUUUAAAUAGUGACCGAGAAUGACGCAAUUGAAGAAACAAUGUACGUGACCCUACGUAGUUAAUAAUAAAUCAAAUCCACCGCAGAUUUUUGGCUGUGCUUACCUAUUUAUUUUCUAUUACUUAAAUCCAACCAUUUAUAAUGGUGGCCUAAUGAAAUACAAUAAUUUACCUAGCGUUAGAAGAGUAAGUGCCAAUUUCUCCAGUGUCGAUUCUCUAACCGACAGGGAUUGAUUUAUAAAUUAAACGUCAUCUCCAUAUAAAAUUCAUGACAGAUGUGUCAAAAGUCAACCGCUACUCCCUGGUUAUGCUCUAACCGACUAUGGAGAAAUUGGCACUUAAAGUUAAAACAUUACCGCAUAUCCUUCUAGUCAUAUCUUCGAAUGUCUAUUUUCCAAAUUAGUUGAAAAUGUAUUUUGAAUUGAAAUUCCAAUUGUGGUCCAUUCUUUACCUCUUUACCUUUUACUAGAUGAAAUCUAUUUAAUGUUACUAAAAUCAUUUCCAGAUUCAAUAGAAAUUAUAUAUUUUAGCUAUUAGAGUGUGUCGUAUUCGAAUUGUUUGUAAAUAAUUGUCCAGACUUCUAUCUAUUCUACAUAGUGACAUAGUUCUGUUAUACUUAAAGAAAGAUAGUCUCUUAGUAUUAAAACAAACAUUCAUGGUCUACUAUUAAUGACUGCAUUCAUGAUACAUAUUAUUCUUAUACAUGAUGUAACUAAAUCGGUACUGUUAUCAGAAAGUCAUAUAAAAAGUCUGUGCAGAAACCACAGACAUUCAAAAUCGUCAACCACCGACUUGCAAUACCUAUGUCAAAGUCAUUAUUACUCUUGACUUCUUGAAAGUGCAUAAUAAUAUAGAAAUAUAAAUGAACAAGAUAAUACCUGAAUACUAUCUUAAAUAGGUGAAAUCAACCUAUUAAUUCUUUAUCUACUGUAUAAGUAAGAAAAUAUUGUUAUUGUAAACGAAAUAGUGUAAAUCUAAAUCCUCUUUCACAAUGUUUGGAUACUGAUGAAGUAAAAUUAAAACCAGUUUCUCAUUUGACAAAAUCUUUAUACCCAAGCAUUAAUUGCUACUCUAGGUACUUCAUAAGUCGUGCGAAAUAUUAUAUACUCAGUUGUGAAACCGACAGUUACUUACUGUAAGAUUAGUUUCA